Cyprinus carpio (common carp) is the source of this 8065-nucleotide messenger RNA. RefSeq names its product EH domain-binding protein 1-like protein 1. NCBI's taxonomy places the organism in Eukaryota, Metazoa, Chordata, Actinopteri, Cypriniformes, Cyprinidae. The record is from RefSeq and is a predicted model, not a curated record. Gene Ontology annotation, molecular function: protein binding.
CACCUACUCUUGCACUUCUACAUCCACUUUCAUCAGUUCACUGUCAGACAGCUGCUUUUUAGAAGCAUUUCGUAUCGCGUGAAGCUCCAUAACAUAAAAACGAUCAAGUCUCUAGAUUCUUUACGCACAAAUGUUGUUGUUUUGUUUUUUGUUUUUGCACCAAGGCAACUAAUUUCAAUACACAGAGAGUCUCUCGCGCUGGUGUGUAACGUGAUGCAGUAGUUUCCGUAAAUGGUCUUUACUCGAUGGCGACAGUUCGGUGGCACUGAGCUGCAUGAGGUGCAGCUCGUGCUCCUCAGCAGGAACAUUUCACUUCACGAGCCACUUGACAGCCAUCUAUUUGAGGACUUUAUACUUUUUGUCCACCGGCGGGACUGUAAAAAUACAAUUUCCAUGCGCCUGAUUUCAUUCGCGGAUACUGCAUUUUCUACAGAAGAAUGACUUCAGUGUGGAAAAGAUUACAAAGAGUUGGCAAAAAGGCCACUAAAUUUCAGUUCGUGGCUUCGUAUCAAGAACUUGUUCUGGAAUGUACAAAGAAAUGGCAACCAGACAAACUGAGAGUGGUGUGGACACGGAGGAACAGACGCAUUUGUUCGAAGCUUCAUUCAUGGCAGCCAGGCAUCAAAAACCCCUACAGGGGAAUGGUGGUGUGGCCUGUACCUGAGAAUGUGGACAUUACCGUCACACUAUACAGGGACCCACAUGCGGAUGAGUUUGAAGACAAAGAGUGGACAUUUUUCAUUGAGAAUGAGACAGCAAAGGGCAGUCGGAAAGUUCUGGCGUCUGUGGACUUGAACAUGAAGAAGUUUGCCAGUGCCACACACUCACAGACGGACCUGAUGCUCAAAAUGAAGCCUCUGUCGGUUAAGGUGGUGGAGGCCACGCUGAAGCUCUCCUUAUCCUGUGUGUUCCUCAAGGAGGGGAAAGCUACGGACGAGGACAUGCAAAGUCUUGCCAGUCUGAUGAGUGUAAAGCCAACGGAUAUUGGGAACCUAGAUGACUUUAAUGAGAGUGAUGAAGAAGAGGAUAAAAGAUCUAGUACCGGUGUUAAUCUCAGUACUGCAGUACAAGCACCCCAUCUUCCUCUUCGACCAACACACUCCCAAGAAAAGAGAUCUGCAUCUCUAAAGAGCCCUUCAACAAUAGUCAGUGGUAAGGACAGGCCUGCUGGUGGUGUCCUCUCACGCCCAGUGCCUGGCACUGUUCAUAACCCUGACCUGACAUCACGUCCACCUUUACCCACCCCACCCAGUCCAACCCCUCGCACUAUGCCCUCACCUGCCCGCUCCAGACCACCACGUCCACCACCCAUUUCCCAGCCACAGGCUCCACCUGACUCCCACACAGAGCAAAAUGCUUCUGGUUUGCUCCCUCCAGCAUUGCCCAAAAUCUUCCAGCCGUCCCCUGGCUCAGCUCCUGUGUCCUUUCAAAGAAGACUGUCAGGCUCCGAGGCCCCUCUGGAGGGUCCCGUGACCCCUGACUAUCCUCUGCUCAAACUCCCUCGGGCUUCUCCUUCUUCUCCUUCCGAUCCCUUCUUCUCUCACUCUCCCUCUCCUCCCACUGUGCUCCUGAAAGAUUCUUUUGGAGCACCUCGCACCAAUGUUUUUAAGCCAAAGAUUGUCCCCAGUGCUCGCCCUGUAUCCCCCACUCCUGUCCCCCUCCUCGAGCCCAAAACUUCUUCCCUCUCUCUCUCUGACACACUUAAGCGGCCAUCUGCUGGCACUGUGCCAGUAUCUACACAGCUAAAUGAACAGACGAUGGAUGUUUCUACAUCUCCCUUCUUCAGUGUCCCUCUAAAUGAAUCUGUGACCCCUGUUCCUUUGCUGAGCAGACCAGAUCUUGAAGCUCUGUGCGAAACAUCUUGCACUUCUAGUCAACUCCCCAAGCCACCUCUACCUCCCUCUGUCCCUGUCUCUUACCCCGUUAGCAAACCCCUACCUGCCUCUUUUACCCCAGCAGCUGUCUCUUCCUCUACCCCUGCUCUUGCACUGUCAACCACUGAUGCCCACACAGCUGCUCCCUGCUGUUCAACUCAGUCUUCUUCUACUCGCUCAGAGAUACCCAGGGAGCUCAACACACUUACAGAGGAGGAUCAAACAAACCCGUUUCUACAAGAUUUACUUGCUGAAGAACUAAAGAACUCAGAGCCCAAAACAGAGCAGCAUCGCUCUUCUCGGACUGUCUGCAGCAUUAGCAUUGCUAAUCAACAAUCUCCUUCCUCCCUCCAUCAACCUGAAACCAUCAGCACUGAAAGAAAAGAGCUCCAACCUGCCAUGGCUGUAAAAAGUCUUGGGCCUGUUGGCAAGUCAUCUGGAGUAGAGCCUGUGGAGGAACUGGACAUUGGGAAUGUCCCUCCUCCACACCCAUUCUCAGCUCCAUCAACAACAGCUCCCCCAUCAGUAGUUUCCACUCAUAUGAAGAAAAAUCUAGAUUUUAUUGCAGAGAAACCACCAUUGGCUGAGGAAGAGCCAGAUUUUAAAGUGGCCGAUUUCGAUAAAGUGAUCAUAACCUCUCAAGAUGUUACUGUUGGCAAACGCCCUGAGAAAGAACCACUCAAAAUUGACAUUGAACAACCAAUGCAGUCUAGCCUGGUUCAAACCUUUUCAAUAACCGAUGGCGCCUUACUUAAGCAACCAAAAAACACAAAAAUUGAAUCAGCAGGGGAAGUUUCUCCAAAAGAGGAACCGAACGUACAGGACACGAAGGGUGCUUUGCUUUGUGCCGACCUCAACAAGUCGGAUGAGGACAAGAUAAUCAAGAAAUUUGCCUCAACUGUGGUUAACCCUACAGAACACAGUAUCCCCAACAUUUUAUCCAGCUCAUCACCUCUAAAGCAAGAACCUAUAGAUCUUCCCAGGGAAAAAAGCCAAGUGGGGGUGGAAGAAGUCCUUGAAUCUAAAUCCAACAGUAGUUUUAGAGAGAAACAGUCCCAUAAGGAUCAUCUCGACAAGAGUUUAACUAUCCAGGAAAGUCAAAAUGAAAUGGCCUUCACUCCACUUGAAAGGCCUAGUGUUAGCCUCAAAGCGGGUGCCCCUCAAAUAUCAGAUCUCCCCAAAGAGCUUCCUCCCAUUCAUCCCCAACCCCUGGAGCCCAAAGUCCUUAAAUGCAUUUCAGAACAAACUCCAGCAGUCAGUCAAACAGCAAAACCAGAGCUGAUUCUGAGUGUGGAGAUCCAUUCACUUGCGCAAGCAGAAGUGCCAAUCUGGAGUUCUCUGGAAGAGAAAGUUAAAGAUCAGGAGGAUGAAGCAAGGGAUGAAGAAAUAAAUAAGCACAAAACACCUGACAAGAUGCCAAAAGAAGAAAAUAAAGCUGAAAUGUCCUCAAAAAAAUCUUUAGAAGCAGGCAAAGAAAAAGCUGUUAUUCGAGUCAAGGAUGCUGAAAAUCUCAGUUUAAAUGAAUCAGAUGCCCAACAGCCGAUACCCUCCAUUGUCCUUAAACCACAACAAGCUGAGACUAUCAAGGAGAAGAAAAAAGAAGCUGUUAAAGGCAGUAUACCGGUCCGUAUGAAGCCUCCACUUCCUGUGAUCUCCCCUGCUGUUGCUGUAACGGAAAAGGACAAAAGAACAUCAGUGCAUCUGGAGGAAAUUUACCCUCUGAGGCCCAGCCUGUCUCUGGAUACAGAGUCUGAUGGAAGUGAUUUAAAGAUAAAGGUCACAUUUGAGGAAGAGAGUGUGUUAUGGGCUGCGGUAGAGGAGAAAACAAAAGAAAAAAGUGAUGAAGGUGUUAGCAUGGGCAAGUUGAUACCAGAAAAAGAGGUUCUGGAUAGGGGCCAACAUGGAAAAGAAACAUCAGAAAUCAAGUCUAAGGAGCAAGAGGAUUCCUUUACCUUGUCCCAUUUCCACCAGAAACUAGAUAAAAAUGCCAACAAAGAUUGCAAGAGGGAAGACAGUAAAAAGAAGACCACUAAAGAGGAAGAUUCAGAUGAUAAGAUGCUGCAAACUGGCAAUGAGACUAUUUGGACAACUGAAGCUGGACCUAAAGAAGACCUGAAGACUGUCAGUGUCUAUUCAGAAACCGAACUUGGCCUUGAGCUUGAUGUAGGAACAGACAGAAACGUGGACUCCUGCAUAGAGGAACAUGACUCAGUUUCUAACCAGGAAGAAGUAUCUGUAGGCUUCAUUCGGGGGAUUUUCGGUGUUCUGUAUAAAGGACAAGAGGAACCCUCAAUACCGCCAAUAUCACCAAGAGAUUUCACAGCCAUACAAAAACCGGAAUCACCUCAGACUGCCUUUCCACCAGAAUCUGGAUCUAUUUUAAAAGACACUACACCAACGGAAACUAUUUCCCAACCUGCUAGCAAAGUUCUCCCAUCAUGUCAAGACAAGAGUAUGCAGUCACCACCCCCAGUGCCUUUACAGGAAGUCGGCCCUGAUACCAUCAAUCAAAAUAGUAGCUCUGCAGCUGCUAAAAGGCACGUGGUUCCACAAUGUGAUGAACAAGGAACCGCUCCUUCAUGUUUAACUAUAGAGACAGCAGCUGUAAAGACUGUUGAGAUAUGUGAAGAUGUUGCAAAAGAUACAAGUGAGAAUAACUUGUCACCACUAGAGGGAGACAAUACCAUAACCAUGUGUAUAAACAACACUUCAAAAGUUGAGAUGGAAAAAGAGAGCAGCCCAGUUAUCACCAAGGCAUCAGAAAUUAUUAUUGUAGCAGCCACAGAAAGACCGAAAGAUAUAAACGUUGAUGAGAAUGUUGUUUCCGGGAAGGACAUUUCUCCAAGGAGCUCAGUGGUCCCGUGGCCAUUUCCUUCUCCUAAACUCGAAAGACACCGUGAGCCCUCAAAAAGUACAGAAAGUUCCAGUCUAAAGGAUGAUGACCUCUCGGAGGAGAGCGUUCUGUUAGCAAAGAUUCGUCAGAUGGCUGAAGAAGAGACGACACAGCCGUCAGCUCCUGCUCCACACUCUAAAAAACGUUUGAUCCCCUGCGAGACUGAUUUUGAACUUCCUCCAUCUCCUCCCAUGCAACUAAAGUCUAGCAUGAAACCACCCGUGGAUGAGAUGAGGCCAAAUUUAGAUCAGACUGAGAUUACAAAAACACUCAGACCUCCACUGUCAGUGAUUUCUCCAGAGCAGAUAGAUGAGAAGUUUGACAUCAGUCAGUCUCAGACUCCCUCUGUGCCACUGGAGAGCUUUAAGAUAGAUGAUAGCCACAGAGAAGCUAAUGCUAGAAAUUCUGUUUUAGAUGAUAAUGUCCAGUUAAACAAGCAAGAACAAAAUAUUCAGCUGGAAUGUAUGGGAGCUGAAACGGAGUGCCAAGAUACACCAGCUGUUAAGCCCACAAACCAGACAGAGAACACAGAAACAGAAGCUGAAACUGAGAACAAGGAAGAACCAGAAUUAAGUAUUGAUAGAAGUGAAGAGGCUCAAAUAGAGCAGGAUAGACCACCAUCUCCAGUGCCUGAUGAACUGUCUGGUCAUCCCCAGGAAAAAGAGUCCUCUGAUGUAACCCCAGAGGCUAAAGGGAGUGAGACGCCAUCUAGGAGCCCAGGCAGCAUGCAGGUUAACGGCCAGACCACUGCAGACUCAUCCCAUGUGACUAUGCCUCCAAUGCGCAGUAAAAAGAAAAUAUUUCCACCACCAAUGGACCUUUCAAUAGUAAAAACAAUGGAUGAAUCCAUUAAAGACGGUUCAGCAGUGCCUGGAUGGGAUUUUGCCAGUCCACUGCCCAGUCCUGGUUUGGUGACCUCCAGUCAGUCCUUGCUGGAGUGGUGUCAAGACAUCACUAAAAACUAUAAGGGAGUAAAAAUCACAAACUUCAGCACCUCUUGGCGUAACGGCCUGGCAUUCUGUGCCAUCUUACAUCACUUCAACCCUGAGAUAAUUGACUUUGAUGCAUUGGAACCUCACAACAUAAAGCAAAAUAACAAAGCUGCUUUUGAUGGGUUUGCAUCACUGGGAAUCUCUCGUCUGCUGGAGCCCUCAGACAUGGUGCUUCUCUCUGUGCCAGAUCGUUUGAUUGUCAUGACGUACUUGUGCCAAAUCCGUGCACACUUCACUGGGCAGGAGCUGAGUGUGUUACAGAUAGAGCAGAACAACAGUCAGUCCAGCUAUGCUGUAGCCAGGCCAAACCAAGGGCCAGAUGUACAAGCAGCAGCCAAAUUCUGUGCAGAGAGAAUCCAAGCUGGAGCUCUGUCAGGAGACAGUAACAGCAAGGACUCACUGGGAGAAGAGGGAAGUGACACUGUGGCUAAGCCAAACGGAGCUCUUGUUCCUCCACCUCGGACUAAACGUGCAGGAAAGGUGGAAGAGAUGGGCAGUAAGGAGACAGAGGGAGGAGCGCAGACUCCUGUGGCCCCGCCACGAUCAAACUCAGUGGCUUCCAGAUCAGGAUUUGGCCACAUACGAGAUGCAGAUCUGGUGAAGAAAAGGCGGUCGCGACUGAAGAGCGAAUCCAUGGAUGAGACUGAUUCAAAGGAGCAGCCAAACGAGUCAGAUAAAGGUGAGCUGACAGCUGAAGGAACUAAUGGCUCAACAGCUGCCAGAGAAAGUACUGAAACUGAACCUCAGGAAGCAAACCAAGAUGUUAAAUCAGCAGAUAAUGAGACAGUGUGUCUGCAGGACACCAAUCAGUAUGUGCUGAGUGAACUUCAGGCCCUGGAAACCGAACAGAAGCACAUAGACAGCAGAGCUGCAGUCAUGGAGAAAAGACUCCGAAAGCUCAUGGAGACGGGAAGUGAUAAAGAUGAAGAAGAGAAGCUGAUUCAGGAAUGGUUCACUCUGGUCAACAAGAAGAAUGCUCUGAUCAGGAGACAAGACCAUCUGGAGCUGCUGCAAGAAGAGCAGGAUUUAGAAAGAAGAUUUGAGCUGCUAACUCGAGAGCUUAGAGCCAUGAUGGCUACUGAAGACUGGCAGAAAACUCAGGCCCAACAGCACAGAGAACAGCUACUGCUGCAGGAACUGGUGUCACUGGUCAACAAGCGGGACGAGCUGGUCAGAGACAUGGAUGCAAAAGAGAGAGGGGCUUUGGAGGAGGAUGAGAGACUGGAGAGAGGUCUGGAGGCAAGACGUAGAAAAUACAGCAAUAAGGAAAAGUGUGUUCUUCAAUAAAGAAACUUGAAUUCUUAAAAGAGCUGUGGCUCACUGCACCAGAGACAAUCCUAAAUGACUUGGACUACACCAGGACAUUAGUGUGCCUUGUUUUAACUUUCAAAGACAUUUGGCUUAAAUGUGAAGCCCUUCCUCAAAACAUCUUAAAGAUCUCAGCGACAUCUCAGUGGGAUAUAAAUCAUGUCCAGUCUAGAUCAGACAAGUUAUUCAUUGAAAGUUUGCACAAUGUUUUGAAGGUUUUCCCAGGUUUCACUGGUCGAGAGUUUAGUAUUUUAAGCAAUAUUACUUUAAAUCUCAAAAUCUGAAAGAAGGUCUUUAUUGUUUUAUUGGACAAUAAACAAACAGCCUUCAUACACCUGAAUGGUUGCAGACAGUUGAACUGAACACAAGAAAUAAUAAGAAAAGGGAAGAAUCCUGCACACUGCUGUAGGUUGCAAGAAAUCCAAUAUUUAUUGAGACUUCUCUCCCACAACCUUAGUCAGGAUUUUUUUUCCUGAAGCAAAUAAAACUGCGCAAUAAAUAAUAUAUUUCUUACAAUCUGAGCAGGCAAGCAGGGUUUUCUCUCUUUUGUAAGGUUUUUUUUUUUUGAAGGUAUAUUGAGCAGACAUAGAGACUUGCGCCAAAGUUUUUCUGUUUUUACAUUAUUUAUUUAAAGGUGUUGUUUCCUGGUAUGCCAAAAUGUCUCUGUUGGGCUGUUGUGUUGUAUUAUCAGCAAAUUAUGUUUCAUCAGACAAUAUAUGUCUCCAAAUGAAUGUAUUCAUAAAGUUCUUUUGCAUUGCAGUGCCUUUAGAGGUUUAAUACCUUUUGAAAAGGGGCUUUUUAUAUAAAAUGAAGCCAUUCUGUAUUUUUCUGUUUUAAACCUUAAAAGCUACUUCAAAAUGAAAACUAUUUAAGGAUUGUUUUAUAGAUAUAUAAAAAGUAUUUUGUCCAUCUGUACUCUUUUUGAUAUUUAAAUGUGUUAUUCAUUCCUAUUUUAAGAUUUAGGAUGUUUUAUUCAAUAAAGUUUGAUGCUGUUUGAA